AAACAGCGCCUCUACCGGUGCUUCCUGUAAGGUCUAAUACAACUUCCGGAACGUCAGGCAAUCACAACAUCAGCUGUUGUGGCCAAGAUGGCGAAUAGUCUGGCAGAGUUGGAGGUUCCCAUGGACGCCGACCAAGCUGGGGACCAAGGGAAAAGUGUUUUGAGGCGUUGCAGAGGACGACCCAGGCUCACAGACUCCGACCGAGCCCAGAGGCGUCUCGAAUCCCGAAAGAAGUACGAUGUGAGGAGGGUGUACCUGGGAGAGUCUCACAAGCUGUGGAGUGAGCUCCGCAGACGGACCAGUCUGAGUGAUGCUGGACUGGCAGAGUAUCUGAUCCUGCUCAACUCCACAUAUGGAGAAAAAUACCAGCAGAAAUACUGCGGGAAGAAGAUUGCCCCCGAAGUCACAGCUAAGCAGAAAAAAGGCAGGAAGGACCACGUGUCCAGCCUCCAGAGCCUGGUUUGUUGGUACCAGGAGCACUCCCACUCCUGCCCUCACGAGCCCCAGCUCAAGGCCCUGGAGCCCCAGCCCAACUUCUCCACUGCUGCUAUCUGGCAAUGUGACUCUAACCACUCAUUUGUGCAAUACCUUUUCUCACCACCGAGGGAGGCAAGUGACUCUGAACCUGAGGAGGGAGCGAACGGAGAGGAGAAUGCGGGAAAAACAGAGCUGCUGGCGGCUAAAGGUGCACUGAGCAGGAGGAAAAAAAAGGAGGUUCACAAACAAUUCAGAGAUGUGGGAGAAAAUGUGGAUGUUUCUGAGGUAGAACAUACCACCACGAGCCCGAUUACAGAGGCUGCCACUCUAAACCACCAGCCUGGCACAGAGGCUUCUUCCAGGGAUGUUUCACUGACGGUGCAGCCUGUUUGGGAGGUGGAGAUGGUCAUGGAGCGACAGCAAAGCUCCCCCGCUGCAGCAUUUCACUCCAUCCCCUCAGAAGAGGAAGCUGAGGAUCUGAGGCGAGGCGGAGACGGAGAGGAAGGAGGUGGAGAGAGACUCAGAGAAGAAGACGAAAUCAGGACUAUACCACCGAGUUACGACUGUGUUACCGUGACAGCAUCUUUAGCUGAUAAACUGGAGAAGACGGUUGAGGACUCAGUGCUGUCACAGAGCUUGAGUGGCUCUGUCCAACUGGCCACUCAGCCGCAGCUGUCAGUCCCACCACCCAUGCAGGUACAAGAGCAGAGUGAGCUGUUUGACCCUCAGACUCUGCAGACAGUGGUGACAAGCUGUGAGAUUCCUGACCAGAGGACGGCUUUGGAAGGCUCACAGUUGAUUAUCAUCACCGGCCCCAGCUACGACGCCCUGUCGUCAGACAGCAUCCAGCUCAACAUGGGCGGCGGAAACGUGGAGGAAGUCACGUGCACUGUCAUCGGGGGUGUCACCUACAACCAGGUGUGCGCGUGUGACUCGAAGAUCAGAACAGAAGAGGACGAAGACUCCAUGACAGGUUUGAGUGACAAACAGCUGCUGCAGCCCACUGUUGACGCUCUGGAGCUGAGUGGUGACAGAGAACUGCAGAGGAGUCUGAGCAGCGUCAGGUCAAAGAGAAACAGGCGAGGCCCAGUCAUUGAGGCUGACGGGAUGCUCAAGAUGUUCCACUGUCCAUACGAGGGCUGCAGUCAAGUCUAUGUAGCUAUUAGCAGCUUUCAGAAUCAUGUGAACCUAGUUCACAGGAAAGGGAGGACCAAGGUUUGUCCCCAUCCAGGCUGUGGAAAGAAGUUCUACCUGUCAAACCAUCUGCAUCGUCAUAUGAUCAUCCAUUCAGGGGUUAGAGAUUUCAUCUGUGAGACGUGUGGGAAAUCGUUCAAGCGCAAGAAUCACCUGGAGGUUCAUAGGCGGACCCACACAGGAGAAACACCACUUCAAUGUGAAAUCUGUGGCUACCAGUGUCGCCAGCGUGCAUCCCUGAACUGGCACAUGAAGAAGCACACUCCAGAGGCCCACUACAACUUCACCUGUGAGUUCUGUGACAAGAGGUUCGAGAAGCUGGACAGUGUAAAAUUCCACAAGCUAAAGAGCCACCCAGACAAGCAGGCAACCUGAGGCGCUCAAGCGCGGCUCAUAGGAGCUAAACAAGUAUACAGGCUGGCCCUCGGAAACCAAAGGAAGACGUCCAGUGAAGAGAAAGACUUUCCUUCGCUGUGGCUGUCUUGCUUCUCGUGUCUCUGAUGACAUGAACAUGGCGUUUGAACACACGAGCAGUGUGAUAAAGGCAAACGUGAGCCACUCUAACAGCUGUGCAGGACACAGCAGGAAGGAAAAUGCUGAUUAAUGAUGUCCAACUGAAGUUUGCUAAACUCCUUUCCUGAACAGUGAUCGUGCAGUCCUAGUUAAACAAACAUAACUAGGCUCGGCAGCUCUGUCAAGCUUUGGAUUUCUCUACAUGUCCAAGUGUUGUGAAUGACUGUAGAAAGAGUGAUGCUCCGUAUAUAAAAAGAUUUUGACUGGAGGUUUUUUGUUUUUUUUCUGCUUUUUGAAAACCAAAAUCACGAUCAAAAGUUUAAGGAAGUUAAUUAAACAGCUAUGAAAGUUAGCAUGACCAGCUACAUAGCUUACCACUACAAUACUACAACUACAAUAGUGACCUGUUGUUAUUUGGAAGGACAGCAGUAUUUCAUACUACAUUACUGUGGGUUUACAGCUUUCAUUCGCAACCAGCACAUCCACUGUGUGGUGAAAUGUCCCCACUGUUUGAGAGCGGGGGCAGUGUUAUAUGCGCUUCCCAGCUUUAACUGUUCUGAAAGCGCCUGUCAGUUUUAUAUAAGAUAUAAGCCGACUCAGAUCUCAGAACAAAUUCCACUCGGUGCUGUCUCACGUCACAUUCCCCCUGAAACACGGAGGAGCACUGCACUGCGAGCCUCUGACACCUGUGAGCAGUUGUGGAGCACACCACAGCACAGCAGCCGUCAAAAUGUUAGGAUGAUGCCAGGAUGUGGCAGGAUUCGGGAAAAUCUGGUUUGCUUUUCCCCAAUAGUCAAUGCUUUACAAAUACCAAGAGGUGAACUUGGGUGUCUCUGUGGUCCCACAGCCACAGGCGCCCACCUUCAUGCCUCUUCACUCUGUGUCACCCUGGAAAUUGUCCUGUUUGUUGUGUUAACAACUGCUGCAGCCCUCAAAAUAUAUACACAUCAGUACUCAUGAGGGAUUUGCAUUGAGCAUUUACGGUGAAUUGUGGGAGUGCUGUGGGUGGAGCAUGAGGGCUCCCAAAGUCCACACAUUGUAAAGGUGAUUGUGAAAUUGCAUGGAGGUGUGCAUGGGUACAGUUUGAUAAAUCUGAUGACGUUUUCAGCUUCUGUGCACACGUACGCUAGUAUUGAUCCUACUUACUGAUUUUUAAAUGAGGCCUGAUUUUCCUCAUCAUGCUUAACUGGGGGCUCCUAGCUGCAAUACAAGAACAAUGCUGUUUCCUUAUUAUUAAUAUGUCUUCCACAUGGAUCAUCAGCUGAUGAGGCUGCUGACUUUUUGCCUGGGACUUUAGCAGUUUUAGCCUCAGUUUUUUCAUGUAUGUAACCAUCCAGUUCAUACGACCCUUUCACAGUAUUGCUGUGUUGAAACAAGUCAGUUUGAAGCAUUAAGAAGUCGACGGGGGACAGUGUUUUCAGCAGCUUGCAGAGCUUACGCUGGCAAGCUGGAUUAGCUAGAUAGAGCUGAUAAUAUCUUCCAGAGACUGUUUUCAUGUCAGCCAGCAAAGUCAACGGUCACCGGGCUCGAACGAGAAGCCUGCUUCUUUCUACCUCUGUCUGAAAUCAACAAUCAGUUUCAAAAAAUUACAAAAUUUCGAGCAGUAAAUCGGUCACCACUGCCACGGUAAAGUGCGUAUGAACACAAGCAAUGCAGGGGGUGGGUGUGACUUUGUCGUUAGUCAAAGACUUGAAUGAUGAAAAUAUUUGUAGGCCUUUGAAACACUGGCAUGGCCCGUUAAAAGAUGAAAUUAGAUUUGAAUAUGAUUGCUCAGUCCAUUAAUACACCACCAAGAAAGAUUACUGAUGACAACCAGUGUGGUGGGUGAAGAUAAAACCUACCUACAGAAUGUGUGUUAAAUAUAUUUGAAAUGAAGGCUGUGAAAUCGACUGUUGUGUGCUGCACUACACUGCUUUGUAGUGACACAAAUGUAGAUUCUUUCAUUUCAGGUGUUAGAGUGUGAGCAUCUGUUGUGUGGGCCUGAUCUUACGUUUUCCUAUUAUCUGUUUUCACCAUCCCACUGUCCUGACUCACAGGCGCCAAUGAGAAAUCCUGCGAGUUUACUGCGACAGUUUCUCAGGAAGGUUCACCUCAGUCCUUUUUGCGUCCUUUUCUUGUCUUCUGUCUGUAUUUUCGUCUUGAAGUAAAUGCACUUUUUCUCUCUUCUGUCAGUUUUGUUAACUGAUGAAUCACUAAAAUAUAUGGAUCGGACUCAUAUUUGUAUUUUACCCUCCUGUUUCUGAAAUACAUUUGUGUGACGCAAAUGGUUUAUAAGAUGCAGUGUGUUCUUGCCUCUUGCAUAAUGCACUCUAUAGGGUGUGUGUGUGUGUGUGUGUGUGUGUGUGCGCACAUGUAAAGGAAGAAAAGACACAAAAUGUGUAGUGACACUUUGUUAUAAAAUGAAUUUGUAGUCCAUUGUAAGAGACAGAGUUUAGAAAACCACCAACCGAUUACUUUCAAAGUCUGACUGGUUCAUAGUCAGUGAACAGGUCAGGAAUAUAAUGGGCAGCCAAAUAGGACUCUGCCUCACUUUGAACGAGCUGGAGCCUUUCUUCUAUUUGUUAGGGUAAUGAUCACAGCUCGUAUUCUACUCUGCUGUAGCUUGAGCAAACCAGCACACCUCCAACACGUCAUC
Molecule: messenger RNA, 4819 nt
Organism: Toxotes jaculatrix (banded archerfish)
Lineage: Eukaryota; Metazoa; Chordata; Actinopteri; Toxotidae
Gene: znf653
Product: zinc finger protein 653
Exons: 10
Coding region: 88-2046 (652 amino acids)
Biological process (GO): regulation of transcription by RNA polymerase II
Cellular component (GO): nucleus
Molecular function (GO): transcription coregulator activity
Source: RefSeq, a predicted model, not a curated record